Fundulus heteroclitus (mummichog) is the source of this 5441-nucleotide messenger RNA. RefSeq names its product glutamic acid-rich protein. Gene Ontology annotation, cellular component: membrane; extracellular region. Bases 232 to 4122 code for a protein of 1296 amino acids. NCBI's taxonomy places the organism in Eukaryota, Metazoa, Chordata, Actinopteri, Cyprinodontiformes, Fundulidae. Gene Ontology annotation, molecular function: lipid binding. The record is from RefSeq and is a predicted model, not a curated record. Gene Ontology annotation, biological process: lipoprotein metabolic process; lipid transport. The transcript is spliced from 48 exons.
GAAACUAGACGAGAUCCAGCAGUUUAAAGGACGCCACGCUCAGAUUAAAAACCAUCUGAAGCCCUCUCCACAUAUUUAGUUAAUUUUUAUAAAUAUUUUUACCGAACAGGGAGGUCUUUAAACUGCACGGCGGACAGACCAGACCAACACGGACACGACGCAAACCCCAGACACUUAAUAUUUGUUUUUACCAGCUGAACGGACGGAUUUCACACGGAUCAAGGGGGUUAAAUGGAGCGAUAUGAUAAAGUGGAUCUGGACCUGGAGUGCGAAUAUGGAGGAACUGUCGCUCAUAAAGCCUCAUUGUUUGGUGGGAUGUUCAAGAAACCCUCCAAGGCUGCAGAACCAUCCGCCAAAGCACAGGACAGUUUGUCAGUAAACGGCGAGCUCUCGACAAGCAGCGACAGUCUGGCAGAAAUCAACAGCAGCAGCAGUAGUAAGGACAAAGGAGGAAUGUUUAAAGGGAUGUUCAAGAAGACAACUAAAUCAACUAAGGACGAUGAGCCUCAGGAGGCAUCGAUUUCCUCACAACACCCUGAAUUGUCUGUCAGUAGUGACAGCUUAACAGACAAUAAGUCAUCAAAGGAUAAAUCAGGAAUGUUUGGUGGAAUACUGAAGCGGUCGCCCCGACUAGGACACACCCGCAGGCCUUCUCAGGAUCUGCUGGACUUCACAGCCGAUGAAAACCUCUCAGAGAGCACCAACACAAAGGAGGCAUCGAUUUCCUCACAACACCCUGAACUGUCUGUCAGUAGUGACAGCUUAGCAGACAAUAAAUCAUCAAAGGAUAAAUCAGGAAUGUUUGGUGGAAUACUGAAGCGGUCCCCCCGACUAGGACACACCCGCAGGCCUUCUCAGGAUCUGCUGGACUUCACAGCCGAUGAAAACCUCUCAGAGAGCACCAACACCAAGGAGUCAGCCGGGAAGAUGAAAAAGUCUCCCAAAGCCAAUGGAACGAGGGCAGCUUCAAAGGAAGAUUUGACUGCACAAAGCGAGCUCUCGAAAAGCAACGACAGUCUUUCUAAGACCAAAGAGUCAGGAGGGUUUAGUGCAAUCUUUAAAAACCCUUUUGGAGCAAGAGCGCCAUCUCAGGAGGAUGUAUGUGCAGCCGCUGAGCUCCCUGGCAGCAGUGAGAAUCUGUCUGAGAACAACACAAAGGAAAAGGGAUUCUUUAGCGGGAUGUUCAAGAAAAAAGGUGCCAGGUCUCAGUCUCAGGAUGAUUUGUCUGUAGACGAAGAACUCUCAGCCAGCAAUGACAAUCUCACAGAGAAGUCCUCAAAGGGCGGAGUGGCAGCGAAAGUCCUGAAGAACGCUUCGUCACCUCAGGAGAAGGAAAAGACGGAAAACUGUGGAGACCAGAACGAGCUGAGCUCUGCUGCACCGAAGCCUAAAACUAAAAAGGGUGGUUUCAGCGCAAUGAUGAAGAGCACCUUCUACAGUGACAAACAGGAGAAGAACUCUGAGCCUGACGACGAGGAAUCAUCAGAGGGAGAGGGAGACGGUCAGCCCAAUCACAAACAGAGUAAGCUGGCUGGGGCAAUGACAAAGCUGAAUCCAUUUAAAGCGGCACAAAAACAUGAAAAGCCGCCAGGAUCUGACGAUGAAGAUCAAACAGUGAGCAGCGAGAAGCCAUCAACCCACAAACAGAGCGCCAUGGUUGAAGCCAUGUCCAAACUGAAUCCAUUCCGCUCUGCAGCUAAAAAGGACACUGAAGACACAGAGACCCCAGAGGAGAAUAGGAAACAAUCGGAAAAGAAGCCAGAUCUGGUCAAGAGAAAUCUGAUCCAGCCGGAAAGGAAAGAAAAGGGUGAAACGCCGCCAAUCCUACGCAGACCGAGAGCAGAGGAGAUGAAGGCAACGUCCAUGCAUGAAAAAGAAAGACAACGAAGACCAGAGGAGAAGGAAAAACUCCCUGUAGAGAAAAAAGGAAAACGCUCAGAAACUCCCAUAGUUCCACCCAGACCAUCAGAGGAGGAGAUGAACAGAACUGUUAGGAAGAAAGACAACCAACAGAGAAGCCAAUCAGGAGACGAAGGCAACAAAAAUGAAUCAAAUGUGACCGACGACGACGAAAAGCACAAUUCACAGAACAAACCAGUUAAAGUAAAAAAACACAAGCAUCAACUGUAUAUGCCACAAGUUGGAUUCAAGGCCGCAUCUGAUGAUGAAGGGCUGAAAGAUGAUGAGUCCUUACCCAAAGAGGAAAAGAAAGAGGAGGACAAAGACCAGCCAGAGAAGCCCAAAGUCAAGAAGCCAAAGAAACCCAAUCCUUUCAUGCAGCGGCUCAGGGCUGCAUCUGAUGAUGAAGGGCUGAAAGAUGAAGAGGAGGAAAAUAAAGAUGCUGAGGACAAGGAGAAUCCAGAGAAGCCCAAAGUCAUGAAGCCAAAGAGGCACAAUCCUUUCAUGCAGCGGUUUAGGGGUGCAUCUGAUGAUGAAGGGCUGAAAGAUGAAGAGGAGGAAGAUAAAGACGUUGAGGACAAGGAGAAACCAGAGAAGCCCAAAGUCAUGAAGCCAAAGAAACACAAUCAUUUCAUGCACUGGGCCAAGGCUGCAUCUGAUGAUGAAGGGCUGAAUGAUGAAGAGGAGGAAAUUAAAGAUGUUGAGGACAAGGAGAAACCAGAGAAGCCCAAAGUCAAGAAGCCAAAGCAGCACAAUCCUUUCCUGUCUCGGCUCAGGGCUGCGUCGGAUGAUGAAGGAUUGAAAGAUGAGGACGAGUCGUCAUCCAAAGAAGAAAUUAAAGAUGAGAACAAGGACAAGCAAGAGAAGCCCAAAGUCAAGAAGCCAAAGCAACGCAACCCUUUCAUGCCUCGGAACAGGGCUACAUCUGAUGAUGAGGGGCUGAAGGAUGAAGAGGACUCCUCAUCCAAAGAGGAAAUAAAAGAAGACGAGGAGAAGGAAAUUAUUGAGAAGCCCAAAGUCAAAAAACCGAAGAAACACAAUCCUUUUAUGCCUCGGGUGAAGCCCAAAGUCAUUCAGAGGAGCAAAGAUGGAGCUGCUGGAGAGAAUGAAGAACCCCAAAGAUCUUUAUUUGACCAGCUGGAGGAUUUCCGUAUUGAGCCCUCGCGGCCCGAGGACAGUCAGGAAGUGGAAGAUCUCAUGGACUGGUGGAACACGGUUGAAUCCUGGGAGGACACGCCUCAAGAUGACGACAUGACCGAAAAGGAAGAGGCCAAGGCGUUUGCUGUGACCGCAGAGAAGGUCCAGAAGGGUAUCCGAGUCUUCAACAAGCUGUUCUCUGAGCGCGCCGAGAGCCUCUGGCAGCACGUCAUUGACCUCAACGCCAUCGCCGACGGUCUGGACAAGUUCACAAAGAAGACGAAGAUCGCUCAGAUCACGGGCGGCUCCACCAGCGCCAUCGGCGGCGUCGCCACCAUCACGGGCCUCGCCCUGGCGCCGGUCACGAUGGGAACCUCCCUGAUCGUCACGGCUGUGGGUUUGGGCGUUGCCACGGCGGGGGGGUUAACGUCGGCCGGCGCCGGCAUCUCCAACCAGGUCAACAACUCUAUGGACCGCAAGAAGGUGGAGAAGAUCGUGGAGGACUACCAGGACAAGAUCGCUGACCUCAACAAGUGCCUGAAGUUCAUCAAACAGGGAAUAGAAAACCUGCGCAGGUUCGACCUGCUCAAGAUGAAGAAAAGCGCGUACAACCAGGACUUCCCGGCGCUCACCAGUCAGUUUUACGAGGACGGCGCCAUGGCGGGGAAGGCCAUCCUCAUCAACGCCAACGAGAUCAUGCGUGUGGUGCAGAUCGCCAAUGUGGCAGGCAGCACAGCAGCCAGAGCGGUCCAGAUCGCCAGCAUGGCCACCGGCGUGCUCACGGGGCUCUUUGUCGCUAUGGACAUCUACUUCGUGGCUAAAGACUCUAAAGAGCUGAAGAAAGGAGCGAAAUCGGACUUUGCGGCCAAAAUCCGAGAGGUGGCCACACAGCUGCACGACGGCCUGGUGGAGCUCAACACCAUACGAGAGGAGCUGCAGUCCACCGCGCCAGAUGACAACAGGGAGGGCGACGUCAAAGAGACGGAGCGCGAAAAGAACGAGAAAUACGACGAAAGUUCAGAGGACGAGAUCGACCGCAUUAAGAAAGCAUUAAAAAAGGACCUUGAGAACAAAGAAUACGUUUGACUUCUGCAGACUCUCUUGAACUUUGCUGCAAAGAUUUUAGCAGGACUCUUCGUACUUUCUGGACAUAUUUAAUUCAUACUGCUGCUGUUUGCUCUGCUGUCUCCUUUUGAGGAGGCAUUCAAACUGAAACUGACUCCUUUUUAAUCUGAACAUGCACACUACAUGUGUAGGAAGUAACCUGAAGCUGUGGUUUAGAGUUUGUUACAAAUCGGAAAGUUGUGCCAUUGUGUGAAGCUGCCAUUAGUUUCGGGAAGAGAGAUUUGUAGAUGAAUUGGGUAGCGAUAUUUUUUUUAUGUAUUUUUUAAAGGUGCAGCAAAUAUUUUUAGAGCUUAAAGUUUCACAUAGGUUUAUGAUUUCCUGCGUUGAACAAUGAGUGCCUUUUUGUUUCAUUAUGCCUUAAAAAUAUAUUGAGAAAGUACAGAUAUCAAGUUUGCUUCACUCUAAAAUUAAACUGAGGAUCAAGUUGAAGAUGUUUCACUGUAAACAGUAGUUACAAUCAGUGAAUUUAAUUUUUUUUAGUUGUGUGAUGGAUAUGAUUCUGGAUUGGAUUAGUAGAGUCUGUGAAUAAUCCAGGUUAAGGCUUGAUAAUGACCUUUUUGCUGGUUUUUGCAGCAUUGUUGUCCAUUACAAUAACUGCAACUCUUUAUUUUACCCGUUUCACUGUCCAGUGUUGCAUUUUGGGGCCAAAACUCUGCAGAGAAGAAGUCACGUGUUGUUUCUUUACCAACAGAGGUCAUAAAUUCAGCCGCCAAUCAUUUAACACACACAUUUUUUAUUUUUAUGCACUUUUUUUUAAAUGUGAUUGAAAGCCUAAACUUUCUACACCCUUUGUUUAGUCUAAUCCACAUUCUUUGCUGCUUUUUACGUAGCAACUGACGACUGUACGUUUAUGAACAGUGUUUUCAUCUCAACUAAAAUUUCUUAAUCCAAACUUUUUUUUAUGUAACAACCUUUAGGAUUAUGAAUGUUGAUGGUUUCCUUUUACCAAAUUCAAGCCUGCUGUGCCUGUGGGAUUUUAUUUUUAUUUUUUUACGUAUGACAAAUCAGUCUGAUUUAGCAGUUUUUAAAUUGAUUCACUGCAGAAUUUUAUCCAAGCUAAUUUUGUACAUGCACCAUGUCAGGUGAGCAAAUGGUGAUAUUUUCCUAGAGGUAGACUGUUACUGCAGAGUUAAAGGUCUUCUUUGGGUUGUGUUUGUGCUCUGUUGGAAACAAAUUUUUAUUUAUUGGUCUUUGUACUGUAAAGACUAGAUAAGUGAGACUUUUAUGUGCAAUAUACUGUCCAUGUAAGUUUAAAUAAAGUUUUAUCAUAAAAUGAGUAA